Molecule: messenger RNA, 983 nt
Organism: Paramecium sonneborni
Lineage: Eukaryota; Ciliophora; Oligohymenophorea; Peniculida; Parameciidae
Source: the annotation of a GenBank genome assembly
AUGAACACCGACUAAAUUUAAAAACUUUGGGAUUCAUUUAGUCAUAAAUAUACUGCCAUGCAAAAGAACCCUUCUGUCUUCUGUUUCACACUCUUAAAUAUGUUGCGUAUAGAAGAUUCCUAUUCGUAAAUAUUCAUUUAUAUACUUUAAGUAUUAUUGAUGCUGGUUGUGGAGGAGGACAUCUACACUAAUAUAUUGUAGAAAAAAAGAAUCCUUAAGCUACUUUUGUUGCAUUUGAUUUCUCUAACUAAAUGGUCAAAAUUACAGCUGCUAGGAUGCAUAAAUACCUUACUUAAAAACAAAAAGGAAGCAUCGACUCUCUUACUCAAGAAGAAAUAGAUAAUGUUAAUUUAAGUAAUAUUUAAAACUUAAGAAGAUUCUGAAAUCUUUAAUUAAAUUAAUUAUUCAAUAUAAUAGGCAAAUAUCCAAGAACUAAAUUAAUUCCAAGAUAAUACUUUUGAUACAUAUAUUUCCAACUUAGUUUAUCAUCUAAUCCCAAAUCCUCAAUAAGCAAUGGCUGAAGCCUAUCGUAUACUUAAACCUGGAGGUAAAUUCGGUAUCACAGUAUGGGGAUCUAAAAAUAAUAGCAAAGCAUUGACUAUUUAUUAAGAAGCUUUAAUAAGAAGUGGAAUUCUUGAAAAACCAUAAGGACCUUCCAAAUUUUUGGAAAGCACUUAACCAAUUAUUGAAAUGGCACAAUUAUAAGGAUUUACUAACAUAUGUAAUAUUUUAUAAAUUUAUUUAGAUUGUUGGACAUAAUCUAAUCCUUUUGACAAUUUUAGUCUUGAUGACAUAGGCAAAUUUUCAAAUCCAGAAGUUUUGGAACUAUUAAAAAAUUCCCCUUAAGAAAAAGUGUAAUAAUUUGAAAACAUAGUCUGUGAGAUUUUGAAUUAGGAAAAGCAAAAACAUUAACCAUUAUUUUUAGAAUGCAUUUUAUUAGUAGCUACAAAAGCUAAUUGAGAAAUUAUAUCAUAUAAAUAAAU